Messenger RNA from Chara braunii, 2210 nucleotides. The record is from the annotation of a GenBank genome assembly. Lineage: Eukaryota; Viridiplantae; Streptophyta; Charophyceae; Charales; Characeae.
ACACGAUCGCACUCGUCAGGGCAAAAAGGGAUCAAGAUCUGUAUAUCGCCGGCAUGGGCACCAGUUUCGCCCACAUGAAAACGAGGGAGUGGAAGUGGGAGGACGUGCGGGGGAGGUUGCAGUCCAUGGGCGUGACGAGGGAGGUCGUCGACUGCGGAAAGAAAUGGGACAACUUGAUGCAGCAAUUCAAAAAGGUCCACAAGUUCCAAAACCUCUCCGGUGGGAAAGACUACUUCAAGCUUGCAUCAAUGGUCAGGCGAUCGAAGGGCUUCAACUUCGUUAUGGACCGGAGCGUGUACGACGAAAUGGAGGCCAUGACGAAGGGGGAUCACACGAUCCACCCGAAAAAUUUGGCGGACACGGGGGCGGCCAGUGGGGUUCAGAUGCUGGCAGGCGCGGGGGGUGCAGGGGACACAAUGGCCACUGAGGGUGGAGGGGAGGCAGCCGACGAGGAGCAAGGGUCGACGAAAGACUCCACAUUCAGCGCGGGGAGCGGCGGCGGUUAUUGGAAGAGGAAAAACAUGCGGCAACAAACCUUUGAGGCCGUCGCCGAGGUCAUGGACAAGUAUGGUGCGCUUAUGACGAGCACAAUGGACAACGCGAGCAAGCGGCAAUGCUCGAUGAUGUUACGUCAGUGCGAAAUCCUGGAGAGCAAAGUGGAGGUGCAGAGGAAACAUUAUGCUGCGGCGGAUGAGCCACAGACGGCCAUUGACGGAGGCGGGAAGCAUGUUUGCGCGAGGCGGCGCCCGUGGGAAGAAGCGGGAAAACAUCCCCGCGGACAGUCAGGGGCGGGAAAGGGGUCGGUGGCAUGUCCCCAAGGCGAAGAGGCUCCGUUCGGAAGAAGCAUCAACAAGCCUGCCUCUUUGGCGAGGGCGAAGUUGGACACAGCCAACGAAGAGGAAGAAGACGACGUGUUCACGAUAGAGGAGGAAGCAGAAGAGGACAACGUGUCGGCGCCUCGGGGAAGCAGUCUUCAACGCUCAUCUGAUCAGAGCGGUGCGAUAAGAUUGGUGACGCCCCCUCCGGAGGCGCAACAAGCCACCUCAGGGUGGCCUGCCCUCCACGCCGUCCCAGCCGCGUCCAUGGAACGCGGGGGAGGGGAGGGGGCCCAUCAAGAAGCGCUCGUGGCGAGUGGGAGGGCGAUCGCUGGUGCAGCCGCGGGGUCUUCGGGCGAUGUUGGUGUCGUGGCAAGGGCGAGAGAGGAGGUCCCAGUUGUGGAGCGGGAGGCGACGCGCGGCGACAACAAGGGUGAAAGGGAGGAUGAAGACCCCCUUCUAAGCCGGGUUCGGAGGGGAGGGAUGGCGAGAGAUCUGGCCGACCGUGCCCGUCUGUGGGUCGAUGACAAAGCAUUCUGGACGACGGGGGAGGGGCGAAGGGUGUACAACAUCGUCCACGAAACGCGGGAGUACUUUGUCGCCAUCGCCAGCGGGCUGCAAACGUGUGCCGUGCCCAGGAGCGUCGUCAUGCCGAAAUCGUCGACGACCCUCACAAGGAUUGCAGAUCCCGCACAACUGCAGCACGUGAUCGCCCGCGCGACGGCAAUGGAAAAUAUUGCUCUGCACAUCUUGCACGGAUGGGUUUUCAAGUCCGGGAACCGCCCCCGAGGAUUCAAUGUCGCUUUCCAGUACGCGCUGAAGUCGGUGGCGACGGGCAUUGCGCGCGUCAUGUGGUACGGCGAGGAGUGGAGCAACGUCGUUAGCGCGACCGUUUGCGCGCACACAAUCGACCUCAACAUGGGCUUGCCAUUGUGGUUUGCGAGUGCGAACAUCGAGGACAGGCCGGAGGACGACGACAUGGCGGCGCACCGAGAGGCGACCGUUGUAUGCAUCGCGCAUGCAUUUCGUGCCGCAGUGCAAAUGGAUGGCAUCAUCGACGACGGGUUCAUCUUGCACGAUCGUUUGUCUAGAAUUGCGGAUUGCUUCAGACUUUUGUUGGCUGCCUGCAUGUGGUUGAUGCGUAUGGCGGAAGACGAUCCGCACAACCACUAUGAAGCCUUUUACUUUGCGAUGCUGGUCGCGAAGCCCACGGAGGAAGAUAAGCGCUGCACCGCAGAGGCUUCGAGCACACCGACACGGAGGCAACGAAGCCGAUCCCCCUCCCCCUUCCCCCGUCCCUCAGUUCGAGCACGUGCCGAUGCGGGGCAUCGGGCUACGUCCCCGGUCAUUAUCCCGUCGUCCCCUUGAUUACCUUACGCUCUGGCAAAUAGACAC